This is a messenger RNA of Heterocephalus glaber (naked mole-rat), 2274 nucleotides long. Lineage: Eukaryota; Metazoa; Chordata; Mammalia; Rodentia; Bathyergidae. The record is from RefSeq and is a predicted model, not a curated record.
AUGGCUGCCAGAAGAACAGAGCAAUCGAGGAGAAGGAGGUGUGGAGAGGAUCUCAUCCAGGACCAGCAGCAGAUCCUGCAAGGCCUCACCAUGUUGGACAUCAGCAAAAUGGGAAUACCUUCACGGCUCCUGGUGCAUGGUGAGCUGGCCUUUCCCCUGGGAAUAGAUAACUCAUAUAACUGUUUUCUUGCAGCUGCCUGCUAUGGCCAAGGCCAAGUGGUGCUGACAGGCCAUGAGGAUUUUAUCCUCAGUGAAAAAAUGGGCCCAUUUAUAGUGAAUGCUUUCCGCUGGCUGUCAGAAAAGAAGAAAGGCAAGAUUGGACUACAAUCAAAAUUUAAAAGUUUAGGCCCUAUGUUAUCAAAUAGUAACCUGGAGUGGAGCAUAGCAGAACAUCUCACCACUGACUUGAGUGUCUUUUGCUGUUACCAACUUAACAGCAAGAAUGCCAAGGAGGUGGAGGAAUUAGUGGCAGAAGGUGGAGGAUUUCUGAUUGGUUCACAGGCAUGGUGAUGGAGCUAUAUGUACCCAGGGUGUACCUGCGCGUGUCAGUAUCCAAGUAACCAGUGCCUUCAAAGUUUUGGUCUUGCCAUCUUAGAUCAGACAGGCAAUCAAGGCUGCUUCCCAGUCCUCAAGCCAGGGCUGACAAACUACCACUCCCACAGAGCUCUAGCCCAAUUUGAGACUAUGAUAUAUGAAAAGAGAAAGUGCUUGGAAAAGAGCUGGUUGGAGAAUUUAAUAAGAGAUUGUCAUAGCAUGUUUCAAAUCCCACAUAAGGCGAUCCCCAUCUAUGAGUCUGUGAAGAAUCAUGCUAUCAAAAUGGUCAAGUGGAAGGGCUUACCAGUGGCAAAUAAGACAAAGAAAAUCAAGAGGGAAAGCACUGAGGCCAUCCUAAUAUCCUUGGCAUGCUCAUUCGUCAAAUCAGGAACUGACAGCCUUCUAACCCUCAGUGAUCCCUACUUUCUCCCUCCCACCGAAUCUCCCAUCACCAUUGAAAUCAAUGAAGGACGCUGCAAUUCCUGGGUUAGCACUGGACUCUACUUAUCUGCAGGGCAGACCGCAGAAGUUACACUGCCUGAGAGUGCUCUUGCUGCCAAACUGAAGAUACUUAUCGGCUGCCACAUGGACAACAUAAGCCACCAUUCUGAUUAUUCAAGCCCAUUUCUGGUGACCCACCAGUAUCUCUUAGAUGAAGCCAAGAAGCAUGUCUCCUGGCUCUGGGGCCUCCUCUACAUCCUGGUACCCUCUUCUUACAAACUGGGUACAGUGGCAGUCACCAUCGGUGGUGCUGUGGCGGCUCCGUACUUUAAGUUGGAAAAGAUGUCUCAGGAGGAGAGGAAGAAGCUUAUCCCCAAGAAUGAAGUUCCAUGAGGAGAGCUGGCCACUGACAACAUCAUCCUGACAGCACCAACUGUAGAACUCCUGAAGCUAGAAGGCGCUUAGUCUCUACUCUGCCUCUGGGAUGAGAUAAUGCAGGCUGUGGCCCACCUGGCUGCCAAGCCUUUCCCUUUCUGCAGACCAGAGAGGACUGUUUUCGAUUUUCAGAUCUCAGCAGGUAUUUUGCAUUCUGGAUACCCCAUCAUGUCAGUAAUGGAAGAAGUACCAAACAUCCUUAAUGAAAAAAUAAGGUCCCAUGGUACAUGGGGUGCCUUGCAUGAGUUAGGCCACAACCGACAAGCAGGUCGAUGGAAUUUCCCUUCCCACACCACUGAAGCCACCUGUAACCUCUGGUCUGUCUAUGUGAAUGAGAUAGUUCUAGGUGUCCCCAGUUCUCGGGCCCAUUCUGCUCUCUCUCCUGAAAAGCAGAAGCAGAGGAUAAAACAUUACCUGGACAAGGGAGAACCCCUGAAAGCCUGGGAUGGGUGGACAGCUCUCGAAACAUAUCUUCAGCUCCAGGAAGGCUUUGGGUGGGAGCCAUUCAUUCAGCUUUUUGCUGAGUGCCAGAAGCUCUCUGGCAUCCCAAUUAACAACACUGGAAAGAUGAAUCUGUGGGUGAAGAAGUUCUCUCACACUGUGAGGAAGAACUUGGCUCCUUUCUUUCCGACCUAGGGUUGGCCUGUGACAAAGGAAGUGGCUGAUAGCCUGGCCUCCCUGCCAGAAUGGGAGGAAAAUCCCAUGAAAUUACAUACAUCUGAUCCCAUGGAAUUGUAUACAUCUGAUCCCAUGAAAUUAUAUGUAUGUGAUGAGGAAAUGUGUAAAAUUAUAGAAGCAUUCUUUCUGGAACAAGAUCAGUCAUUGGAUUCAACAGAGUUAUCUGCACUUAAAUUUCAACUUUAG